ACCUUAUCUCUCAAUAAACACAUUGGUCAUAUAACAUAUUUAUAGCCUUAUCUAUAGUGUUGCAUAGAGGAGCAGCAACCAUGGUAUCCUUAAGCUCUCAUUUCCAUUCCACCAACUACUACUUGAAUAGGAAUAAUAAUUCUCAUCACAAUCACAAUUUCAGAAUCAAGCACUAUGUUUCAUGCUCUGCCCAGCCUACACAAACCAACAUUAAGGUAGUGAUAAAUGGAGCAGCCAAGGAGAUAGGAAGAGCAGCAGUGGAAGCUGUGACUAAAGCUAGGGGAAUGGAACUUGCUGGUGCUGUAGAUACUUGUCAUGUUGGGGAAGAUAUUGGACAGGUAUGUGGCAUGGAAGAGCCCCUCGAAAUACCCAUAAUAAAUAAUCUCACUAUGGUUUUGGGUUCUAUAUCUCAGUCCAAGGGAGCAGGAGUUGUAGUUGAUUUUACUGAGCCUUCCUCCGUAUAUGACAAUGUAAAACAGGUAACAGCAUUUGGCAUGAGAAGCGUAGUGCACGUUCCGCGAAUGGAAUUAGAUACGGUUGCAGCAUUAUCUGCAUUCUGUGACAAGGCCACCAUGGGUGUGUUGGUUGCACCAACCCUUUCCAUAGGAUCAAUAUUGCUACAACAAGCUGCAAUCUCAGCUUCUUUCCAUUACAGAAACGUUGAGAUUGUGGAAUCCAAGGCUAAUGCAAAUGAUCUUCCAUCAGUAGAUGCAAACCAAAUAGCAAAGAAUCUGUCAAACCUGGGUCAGAUCUAUAACAGAGAAGAUGCUUCAACGGAUGUGUUGGCAAGGGGUCAAGUCCUUGGAGAUGGAAUUCGUGUGCAUAGCUUGGUACUUCCAGGACUUCCCUCAAGUACAACAGUUCACUUCUCUGCUCCAGGAGAGAUAUAUUCUAUCAAGCAUGAUAUUACAAAUGUGCAAUGCCUCAUGCCAGGCUUGCUGUUAGCCAUUAGAAAAGUUGUGCGCCUCAAGAAUUUGGUGUAUGGCUUGGAGAAGUUUUUGUAAAACCAUAUAAUCAUGCCACUAAGAAGACUACACACAUAUCUCAAUUCUUUUAAAACGGUUUUAUUUUUCAUCUUUAAAUUUUAUUAAGUAUUCAAAUGGUGUAUAUGAAGAAACUAAGGAUGCUCUGCACAUUUUAACAUCAUAGAUGUUUGCAUUUUAAUCAUGAGAAAUCGAAUAAAGUUUGAUGGAUGAUUCCUGUGCA
This is a messenger RNA of Arachis ipaensis, 1206 nucleotides long. It is a transcript of the gene CRR1, whose product is annotated as Dihydrodipicolinate reductase, bacterial/plant. The record is from RefSeq and is a predicted model, not a curated record. Gene Ontology annotation, molecular function: 4-hydroxy-tetrahydrodipicolinate reductase activity. Gene Ontology annotation, cellular component: chloroplast stroma. NCBI's taxonomy places the organism in Eukaryota, Viridiplantae, Streptophyta, Magnoliopsida, Fabales, Fabaceae.